Tricharina praecox is the source of this 3024-nucleotide messenger RNA. RefSeq lists its product as uncharacterized. Gene Ontology annotation, molecular function: protein binding. NCBI's taxonomy places the organism in Eukaryota, Fungi, Ascomycota, Pezizomycetes, Pezizales, Pyronemataceae. The record is from RefSeq and is a predicted model, not a curated record. The transcript has 7 exons. Bases 198 to 2696 code for a protein of 832 amino acids.
GUUUGUUCUUCUCCUUUUUGACUCCUUCUUUUCCUCCUUCUUCUCCUUCUCCUCAUCCUCUCCCUUCUCCCUGCUUUUCUCCCCAGUCGCUCCUUCCACUCCUUCUCUCCACUGUCCCGCUCACACUCUUUUUUGCCCGUUUGCACUGCCUUUUACUCUCACUCUUGCCUCGUUGCUAAUCCCGCCACAACAGCAUCAUGCCGGAGGUACCUGAGCAGAUCACCGACAGCCUCGAGCACCUCGAACUGGAGGUGAACAAUAGUCGCGGCUACCACCAGGGCGGUGGAUACCAAGAUCAAUAUGCCCCUCCGCGCGGAGCUGGAGGACGACCGGUCAGCGAAGACCGCCGUUCGUCGUACCACUCCUCGAUCGCAGACGACUACCUGGCGCGGUUCGACGGGCCCCACGAGCCCUCCCCCUUUCCAAGACUGAUCAACCCCGGUCAGCACAUCCCGCCGUCCGAUGAGGAAAAGGAAGCGCAGAUCGAGGGUGCCCGGAUGGAUGUGCUGUCGUCCAACGACCCGGAGAUGCAGCUGGUGUGGGCGCAGGAUGCGUUGAACUACGUCGAGAUCGCAAUGAACUACUACACGCGGAUUGCGGAUCCCCCCGCGCGGCCGCAGACCCCGGCGUUGGAGCACCAGAUCAAGACCGACGCAAUCAACGUUGUGAGCUUUUUGGCCGACCAGCACCACCCUCGGGCCGAGUUUAUGAGGGGCAGUUGGUUGGAGUUUGGCAAGUUCGGCUUCCCGGUGGACAAGAAGGAGGCGUUCAGGUGCUAUGCAAGGGCCGGAGAGAAGGAGUAUGCGCGGGCGGAGUACCGGAUGGGUAUGCAGUUUGAGAACUCAAACGAGCCCCAAAAGGCAAUUGCGCGGUACGAGCGUGGUGCUCGCUUGGGUGAUUCGGCUUCCAACUAUCGGUUGGGAAUGAUGACGUUGCUUGGGCAGCACGGCCAAAGGCAAGACUACCGAAGAGGUUGCGAAUUGAUCCGACUCGCAGCAGAGCACGCAGACGAGAACGCCCCGCAGGGUGCCUACGUCUACGGUAUGCUCAUCGCUCGGGAAUUACCCGGAAUCGACGUUCCUGAAGGCUAUCUGCCGAACGACCUUACUUUGGCGAGGGAGAUGAUCCAGAAGGCGGCAUUCCUCGGAUUUUCGCGUGCCCAACUCAAAAUGGGAACCGCCUAUGAGCUGUGCCAGCUGGGCUGUGAUUUCAACCCUGCACUGUCCAUGCAUUACAACGCACUUGCAGCGAGACAGGGAGAGGCGGAAGCCGAGAUGGCCAUCAGUAAAUGGUUCCUGUGUGGUCAUGAAGGAGUCUUCGAGAAGAACGAGCACCUCGCCUACGAGUAUGCUAAGAGAGCGGCUUCGAGCGGUCUUGGGACUGCUGAAUUCGCCAUCGGAUACUUCUACGAGAUUGGAAUGUAUGUCCAGGUUGACCUUAAGGAGGCUCAACGUUGGUAUGCAAAGGCUGCCGAGCACGGUAACAAGGACGCUACCGGACGUAUCGAUGGUAUCUCGAGAUCAAAGACGCUUUCCCGGAAGGACCACGAGAACGUUGCCGUUGCCAAGAUUAAGUCUCGCCACGGUUCCAUGCGCGGAAAGAACCCAUUGACCGAGAGGCGCCAACAGCAACAGCACAUAGCGCCUACCAUCGAGGAAGUUGACAUGCCGGACCCUUUGAAUCCUCAACCCGGCCAGUACAACUAUCCGCCUCCGAACCAACACCAGUUCCCGCCUAGGCAGGGCUCGAUGGCGCCCCUAAACACGAGUUUCAUUCGAACAGACGAUGCGCCCCAACACGGUAUGUCCUAUGGAGUCCAAUCCGCCAUUGUCCCACAUGAUGCCCACCCCCAUGGAAUGCCCCCUCGUGGAAUGCCCCCGCCUGCUGGAACCUAUGGAGCCCCCCAAUCUGCCAUUCUCCCUCCCCGGUCUGGAACGGCGAUCCCUUACCCAUUGAGUGAUCGUCCAGGAAUCUCCAACAGCCUUGGCCCUCGGCCUUCAUCUGCCGCUGGAUAUGCUAGCGGACCCGGAAUGAUCCCUCCCGCCGGAACGUAUCCUCCACGCGCAGGAACCGCAAUGGGCUCGAUGGGCGGUCCCGGACCGAGCGGGCCCUUCAGGAAGCCCUCUGGCCAAGGACCCGCGCCCGGACCUCCGAUGCACGGUCCUGGUAGGCUGCCACAUCCUGGACGACCGGGACUUCCUCCUAACUCGGGAUCAGAUGGAUACGGCGCUGGACCGGAAGGCAAACACCGUCCUCCUCCGGUCGAUGUCGGAUUCGAAGCGCCCAUUGCCAACGCACCGAGAUCGCCACGACCCCCGAGAUCGCCUGGCCCCGGAAUGCAACAACCUGGACGACUUCCCGUCGGUGGUGCUAACUCUCCUUCCGCUCCUCUUAGUCCGUUGAGCCCCCGGCCUCCUGGAAAGCCGAUGGGUUUGCCCACCUCGCCUUCUCCCAGCGGUAGCCCAUGGGCGCCUCCGCCACAGCCACAGCAACAGCUGCCUCGCCCCUCAACCGCCAAUGGCCCCCCGGCGCCCCUGUCACACACCGAGCCCAGCUCGCCUGAGCCUGCGCCACCUCCACCCGUGAAGGCGCAGACGGCACCCGUCAAGGCGCCUAUGAGCGGAAAGGGACCCAAGACGUUCGAGGAGAUGGGAGUGCCCCAGCAGACGAAGGAGCAGGAUUGCGUUAUCAUGUAAAAGCGAGUGUUUAUAAAAGGUUGCAGAAGAUUUUUGGCCGGCGAAUGGGUUUGUUUUGCUAUGGGGGGGAUUUGGAACGGUGGUGGAGAUUGGAAGAGGAGAAUGAUCGUAAUAUAGACAGGAGGAGGUUGUGUUUCCUUGUUCAAUUCCAUUCCCGAAGACUUAUUUUUGGCUUGCGAGUGGGGAUUUUCUUUUUGUACUCGCUAUGGGAUUUUUUUACUAUUUCUAAUCUUUUUUUUUGGCGAUAUACCAUAUAUUGCUUUACCAUAUAAACCCAUACACUUUAGCCCGACAAGUUAUAGAAUACAUGUUGGCGUAUUUACCGAGA